Molecule: messenger RNA, 3002 nt
Organism: Ipomoea nil (Japanese morning glory)
Lineage: Eukaryota; Viridiplantae; Streptophyta; Magnoliopsida; Solanales; Convolvulaceae
Product: dynamin-2A-like
Exons: 22
Coding region: 1-2652 (883 amino acids)
Cellular component (GO): microtubule; cytoplasm; membrane
Molecular function (GO): microtubule binding; GTPase activity; GTP binding
Source: RefSeq, a predicted model, not a curated record
AUGGAGGCAAUCGAGGAGCUGCAAGAGCUUGCCAAUUUGAUGCGGCAAGCCGGGGCUGUGCUCGCCAACGAAGACGUUGAAGCCGUAAUGUCUGCAUCGUCGAGACGGCCCUCAACGUUCCUUAAUGUAGUUGCUCUCGGCUGCACGGGUGCUGGUAAAUCUGCUGUCCUGAACAGUGUUAUUGGACAUCCUGCUUUGCCAACUGGAGAAGGCGGUGCUACACGUGCUCCUAUAUGCGUUGAGUUGAAAAGGGAUAGUUCCUUGAGCAGUAAAUUAAUCAUUUUGCAGAUUGACAGCAAAUCACAAGAAGUCUCUGCAAGUGCUCUUCGACGCUCUCUACAGGAGAGAUUAAGCAAAAUAUCAAGCAAGAGUCGCGAUGAGAUAUCUUUGAAGCUUAAAACCAGUACAGCUCCACCAUUAAAAUUAAUUGAUUUACCAGGAAUGGACAAAGCGCGUCUUGAUAGUUCAUCAAGCCAGUAUGUAGAGCAUAGUGAUGCAGUAUUACUUGUUGUAAUACCUGCAUAUCAGGCACCAGAAGUUUCUUCAUAUAAAGCACUUAGAAUUGCAAAGGAGAAUGAUGGAGAAUCUACAAGAACUAUUGGUGUUAUCAGUAAGAUAGAUCAAGCAGCUUCAGAGCCGAAGAUUCUCGCAGCCGUUCAGGCUCUUUUGCUUAAUCAAGGACCACCAAGCACAUCUGAUAUUCCAUGGGUUGCUUUGAUUGGUCAAUCUGUUUCAAUAGCCUCAGCCCAGUCAGGAAAUGUUGGGGAUGAUUCUUUAGAAACAGCUUGGCGAGCUGAGAGUGAAAGUCUUAAAUCUAUUUUGACUGGGGCUCCUCAAAGCAAGCUUGGUAGAUUAGCCUUAGUUGAAACUCUUGCUCAGCAGAUCCGUAAUCGUAUGAAACUCAGGCUACCAAAUCUUCUUUCAGGGCUUCAGGACAUGUCUCAAUCAGUAAAAGAUGAAUUGGCAAAGCUUGGUGGACAGGUUCAAAGUGCUGAAGGCACAAGAGCUUUAGCUCUGGAGCUUUGUCGUGAAUUUGAAGAUACGUUUCUCCAACAUCUUACAAGUGGUGAGGGUAUUGGAUGGAAAGUUGUUGCAAGUUUUGAAGGAAACUUCCCCAAUAGGAUCAAGCAGCUUCCCUUGGAUAGACAUUUUGAUCUUAAAAAUGUGAAGCGAAUUGUACUAGAGGCUGAUGGUUAUCAACCUUACCUUAUAUCUCCAGAGAAAGGGUUAAGGUCUUUAAUAAAGACUGUACUAGAGAUGGCAAAAGAACCUUCACAACUCUGUGUUGAUGAGGUGCACCGGGUACUUUCUGAUAUUGUCUUAGCAGCUGCAAAUGGUACACCGGGUCUGGGGAGAUAUCCUCCUUUCAAGAGAGAGGUUGUUGCAAUUGCAACUGCUGCCUUGGAGAAGUUUAAGAAUGAAGCAAAGCAUAUGGUUGUUGCACUUGUUGACAUGGAGCGGGCAUUUGUUCCCCCACAACACUUCAUUCGCUUAGUUCAAAGGCGGUACCGACGAGAUGAAGAUCAAAGAAGCCGAUCUUCUAAAAGGGCAAAUGAGGCGGAGCAGUCUAUAUUAAAUAGGGCAACCAGUCCUCAACCUGGUGGAAGCUUAAAAUCAAUGAAGGAUAAGCCUACUCAGCAAGAUAAGGAUGUACCUGAAGGUCCGGUCUUGAAAACUGCAGGGCCUGAGGGUGAAAUUACAGCAGGGUUUCUAUUAAAGAGAAGUUCUAAAGCUAACAGUUGGAAUAAGAGAUGGUUUGUGUUAAAUGAAAAAAGUGGAAAGCUUGGAUAUACCAAAAAACAGGAGGAAAGACAUUUCCGUAGUGUCAUCAAUUUGGAGGAAUGUAAUCUUGAAGACCUUUCUGAGGAAGAGGAAGCAGCAGUUUCUAAGAGUUCCAAGGACAAAAAGGAAGCUGCCAAUCUAACAUUCAAAAUUACGAGCAGGGUUCAGUAUAAAACUGUUCUUAAAGCACAUAGCAAUGUGAUUUUAAAGGCAGAUACUGUGGCAGAAAAGAAUGAGUGGAUAAACAAGUUGAAAAAUGUCAUAAGUUCUAAAGGAGGUCAAGUGAAGGCAGAAAUUGGUGUUGCCAUUAGGCAAAGUUUUUCUGAUGGUUCAAUUGAUACAAUGGCUAAGAAACCUGUAGAUCAAGAGGAAGAACUUCGAUUGAUGGCUCAGGAAGUACGGGGAUAUGUUGAAGCUGUUAUGAAUAGCCUCGCAGCCAAUGUCCCUAAAGCAGUUGUUCUGUGUCAAGUUGAAAAGGCCAGAGAGGACAUGCUUAAUAAGUUGUACAUUUCUAUCAGUGGACAAAGUUUGGCGAGGAUUGAAGAACUACUGAUGGAAGACCGAAAUGUAAAGCGCAAGCGGGAGCGUUGUCAAAAACAGUCCUCUCUUAUUUCUGAGCUUACUCGAAAACUAAAUACUCUUGACAGCCGGGCUUCUACUGCUUCAGAUUAUGAUGGAGCUGAAGGAAGACAUGGCGAUUACUCGAGACAUGGCGAUUACUCAAGACAUGGCGAUUACUCGUCAAGUGAUGAUUGGUCAUCUGCAUUUGAGCCCGCUUCUGGUGGCCAAAGCUGGGAUUCAAGAGGACGCCGGGCGCCUUCUCGGCUGCCGCCUGCGCCACCAGACUUUGCAUCCACCUCUAGAUAUUAGACUACAGAACUGUACCAAGACAGACGUAGGUCAUGUUGGGAUGGGGUGGUUCAUUCAUUCCUACCAUUGUUCUUCAGCUUUCUACAUUUUUUUCUACUGGCUUCCAGAGCAAUGCCCAACCUUUCUCUUGUCCCAAAACUAAAAUAUCUCAACUUGUUUAGGUUUAAUUAAUUAGUUAAUCAGGAAAUUUCCUUUGUUAGCCUAGAGCUCCAAUUUUGUUACAUUUGUAAAGUUGUUACUUUUCGUAGCCUUCACAAUAGGAAAAUGCUAUUUGGGCAAAAAAAAAAUGUACCAGUUACACUAAACAUAAUAUUAUCACUUUCCAAUAAAAGUAAACUUUUUUUGCUGUA